CUUUCCCCUCCAGCUGAGGAAGAGAAGGGUGGGAACCUCUCUGGGGCAUAUUUAUUAUCCCCCCCCAAAUCAACUUUUUUCCUCCCCCUCAAAAUCACCUGCCACAACUCUGUGCUUUGGAAGAUGCUUCUCGCUUUAAUCCUCCUGCAGGGUUUUUCCCAUGCCCUGGCUGCAAAUCAUGGGUCCCACUGGACAUAUAAAGGCCCCCACGGCCAGGCGCACUGGUCAAAUGACUACCCGGACUGCGGGGGGCAGGCCCAGUCCCCCAUUGAUAUCCAGACCAAGUCUGUGCAGCACGACCCGGCCCUGCCGCCUAUCGAGCCCCAGGGAUACCGGAGCCCUGGGGACGGGGCCUUCACCCUCCUCAACAACGGGCACACAGUGGAGAUGUCCCUGCCCCCGUCCAUGUUCCUCCGGGGGCUUCCGCAGACCUAUGCGGCCGUCCAGCUGCACUUCCACUGGGGCAGCAGGGGGCAGGCCGGCGGGUCAGAGCAUCAGGUGAACGGGGAGGCUUUCCCUGCCGAGCUGCACAUUGUGCAUUACAACUCGGAGAGCUACGCCAACAUCAGCGAGGCCAAGCAGCGGGCGGACAGCCUGGCCGUGCUGGGCAUCCUCAUCGAGGUCGGCGACGUGGCCAACCCUGCCUAUGACAACAUCUUCGAUCGGCUGAAGAACAUCCAGUAUGUAGGUCAGAAAGUCUCCAUCCCGCCCUUCAACGUUCAUGAGCUGCUGCCCGGGCAGCUAGGUCACUAUUUCCGCUAUAACGGCUCCCUGACCACACCGCCCUGUUCCCAGAACGUGCUCUGGACCGUCUUCCACCAGCGGGUGCGGAUUUCCGCCUCCCAGCUGGAGAGGCUGCAGGUGGGGCUGUACUCUACCAAAGCUGCCAACUCUUUGCCUGUGCCUCUGGUGGACAAUUACCGAGCCCCUCAGCCGCUGAACCAGAGGGUGGUGUUCUCCUCCUUCCCCGUGGGACGUCACCCUCUCAUUAAGACUUCGGCUGCUACCUACCCCCCCAGACCCCAGCCCAAUUGCAGCAACCAGUUUAUGGAGCGAUGCCCCAAGCUAUAUCCAGGUCCCUCAGCCUACUCUGCAGGUGAAAUCGUUGCCAUCGUUUUUGGGACCCUCUUCGGCUGUCUCAGCAUCUUUCUCACCAUCCACUUUGUGGUGAAGAGAAUACAAACGAAGAGGAUCCGGGAGCAAAAGGACGUUGUGUUCAAAUCCUCUUCCAGCCGCGCAGUGUCAGGCGACAGCCACCGCCCCUGAACCCCACAACUUGCCCCGACUCCUCUGCCUCGGCCCCCGUGGGGCAGCGACACAGACACCCCCGGGGCCGGCAGGCCUGGAGACGCGCUAGGCAGUCUAGCUGUAGGAGUAACGCCCAUGCAGCCUCAGGAGGUUUCCCUUAGGGGGUUACCUCCCACCCAGUCUGGGGAGGGCACACACAGCCGCCCCCCCAGGCACCGGGGCCCAUCCUGCCUGGGGCUGGGAGUGACUCACAGCUGUUCCCAUUGGCUGCCUGCUGGGUGGCAUCUGUGAGACGAGUCGGUGGGUCUCAGCCCAGUCCCCGUCACACAGCACAACACAAGCCCCCGUCACACCAACCCACCAGCAGGGCUGGUACUAACCGGACCCCUUGCCAGCAGCCCAGAGGUCUUGCAUACUAACCCCUCCACCCCAGUGUACCUCUGCCUCAAGGCCAGGGCCCCUGAGCAGGGCAGUGGGGGCUGGGGAGGGGAAGUUUGCUGUGCUGCUUACCUGGGCUGUACCUGCUCUGUGGUUUAAUUGGGUGUCAACCAUACAUCUCUUGCCCGCAAUGAACCCCCCAGCGCAGCCUGGCAAAGCAGCAAUGCGGCGUGAGGGCACCGUGCGUGACACACUGCCAUUCUCCCUGAUGCUGGCGUGUUGCAAUGCAGAGCGGGUGUGGUGCAUGGCACAAGGAUGCUGUCUUCCCUGACACUGCAGCUCGCGGAUCUAACCUCCCCAGGCUGAGCGAAUCCAGCAGCCCUCGCCCUGUGCCAGUCCCAUCUAUGUCCCUGCCCCCGGGCUGUCAAUGCACCAGGGAGAGGUAGCAUCUCUGGUGCUUUGCAGCCUGCUAGCAAACGCAGCAGUUCGGGGCAGACAGGGUUGUUCCCCCGAUGCUGGUCUGGACACAGUGGUUCUAACUGGAAAUAAAACGCCUUCUCAGGCCUACCACAGAAGAGCCCCGAUUCGCUUUGCUCUGCUGGGAUUCAGGGCCAGCUCCUCAGCGGGACCAGCAUAGCUCCGGGGCUCCCUGUUCUCCACCACUGCACACCGCAGUGUGAACUCAGGCCCCGAUCCUCAAAUUGAGGCUCCUAAAUUCUACUGAUUUCAAAGGCUGUUGGGAGCCUAAUUUACUUUGAGGACCUAGGCCAGGAAAGGUCACACAGGGCCAGUGGGAGAACCAGGAAUUAGCCUAGGAGAUCUGGGUUUAUCUCCCUAACCACUGGACCAUCCUUCCUGGAGGCUGUCCCUAACCAGCCAUUUGGAAGGUGCCAGCAUUUCUAGGAGUUGGAUGCAAGCCUCUCUGAGCAUCAGGGCUUGUCUACACACAAAAGCUAAUCCGGAAUGAGGGCGGGUCUGAAUUGAAAGCGGAUUAACUAUUCCUGGUUAACUCCAUGUGAGGACGCCCUUAAACCAGAAUAAGAGUGCCUUAUUCUGAAUUGGCUUAAUCCAAAAUGGAUUCUGUUCUGGAAUUACUCACCCCACAGACAAGCCCUCGCAGAGACCUGAACUUUUACCAAGAAAUUUGGCAGCAAUGUUUGCAGCCCCGGUUGUUCUUCACGCAGGCCCAGAAUGAGUCUGUUUCCCCUCCGGCAGGGAAGAGAUUCAUCAAAGGCAAAUGGAUCCUGAAAAAAACACUCCUGGAUGAAAACCCUUGUUAAAAAAUAAAAGCAAGCG
This is a messenger RNA of Malaclemys terrapin pileata, 2922 nucleotides long. It is a transcript of the gene CA14, whose product is annotated as carbonic anhydrase 14. Gene Ontology annotation, cellular component: plasma membrane. The record is from RefSeq and is a predicted model, not a curated record. Bases 124 to 1266 code for a protein of 380 amino acids. Gene Ontology annotation, molecular function: zinc ion binding; carbonate dehydratase activity. The transcript is spliced from 12 exons. NCBI's taxonomy places the organism in Eukaryota, Metazoa, Chordata, Testudines, Emydidae.